AUGAGCUGCAAUAAGGAGGGGGCAGUUGAAGAAGUAAGUUUAAACCCUGAGGAUGGGGAAGCUCCUAACACCUGUCUGGAUGGCCCGUGCUCACUGCAGGAUCUCAACCUGGACCCUGAUAUGGGAUCUUUACAGAGAAGCUUAAGUGAGAAUGAGGUCAAGACUGAGGACAACUCUGAGUUUGACUCAGGGUCCAAGCUACAGGUGCUAGAAUCGGAGAUGGUGGCCCUCCAGGAUCACGGAGAGCAGCCUGUCUUGUCAGCCAGAGACAAAGGGGAUCUUAUGGACUGCUUGCCUCCUGUCGGUGACAAGGUUGAGGAUAAGGUGCAACAGCCAACCGACCAAAUGAACCAGGAUGCUGGAAGCCACUCAUCCCCAAAAAGCUGUGCCAACCAACAGUCUACUACUUGGGCAGAUACCAUGGCCGACUGCAGCAGAAAAAAUAGGCUGGGCAAGAGGUUGGGAGAUGUAAAGCGGGCUUCUGUGGCCCCAGUCCACCACAGGGGGCCCAAAGGAGGCAGGGCCGUCAGGACAAAAAAGAAAAAGAAAAUCACCAAGAGUAAGAAAACAAUCCCCACGGAUAUCCAAGACCCAGCGUCUGACCCCGGCUCGUCAUCAGAUGAAAAUAAUGAGAUGCAAGUGAUGAGGGUGACCAUUUGCUUCAAGAAUGGAGGCCAUAUCAUAACUGGCAAUUCUAUGGCUCCUGAAGACAAAACCAGAAAAAGAAAUGUCCAACUCAGGGGCAAUUUUCAUCAUAUGACUGGCUCUCUGCGUAUGUCUGCUCCCAAGGGCAUGGGAAAGCUAGGGGCCUCUUGUUCUAACAGAAAAGCAUCUGUGUUUAGAGGCAAGGAACAGAGUAGGCCUCGUUACCCAGGAGCUGCAGCGGGUGCACUGAGGAAGGCCAGUCCUAAAAAGAAAUCAGCCCAGGAGAAGAAACCCCUUCAGGAUACCCCGAGGGUCACUGGGCGAAGACCUGUCCCACUGUGGGGGCAGAGACCCAAGGCAGCUCCUGUGGAAGUACCCACCUUUCCUCCAAUAAACAGCGUCCCUACCCUUGAGAGUUCUAAGAAGCACACCACAACACCUCUAGAAGCCACUGAAUCUACACAUGGAACAUCCAGAAAGAGAGCAGUGGCAAAGAGUACAAGGGAAACCCUGCCAGGGGCCAGAGGAGACAGGGGCCUUGUGUGCAAAGACACCAUGAAGAAUUCCACAGUGAUGACCCCAACAUCAGAGUCCUCCAAGGUUAAGGAAAUUGGCCAUGCCCAAGUGACCAAGACCCAUCUGUGCUCCCCCCAGUUCCUGUUGGGGAGAAGCAGCAUCAAGCACCAGGGAUACUGGGAUGUCAGCAGUCCUUUCCACAGGAACCUGGGCCUGGCCUGA
Molecule: messenger RNA, 1383 nt
Organism: Mus pahari (shrew mouse)
Lineage: Eukaryota; Metazoa; Chordata; Mammalia; Rodentia; Muridae
Exons: 3
Coding region: 1-1383 (460 amino acids)
Source: RefSeq, a predicted model, not a curated record